GGCUCUUGUAGUGACGGAUCAACCCCGCUCUGUAACAUUUUCUUUUUCUUUUUCAUUUGUUUUGUGGAAAAAGAAAAAGGAAUACAAGUAGCCGGCCAGCUAACGCUAACUGUUUUUUAUUCAGCGAUACAACCUCGAGACAAGUCGGGACAAGACCAGUCUCAAGGCUCACCAUACUCAAUGAGCGGACAGCGCAAUGUCAGAGCGCUCUGGGCAAACGGCAAAGGGGAAGGAUGGCAAAACCAAGUAUGCAUCUCUCAACCUGUUUGAAACCUACAAAGGAAAGAGCCUUGAAACACAGAAGCCAGUUGUUGCCCCUCGUCAUGGCUUGCAGUCUCUUGGUAAAGUGUCAACUGCGCGGCGCAUGCCCCCCCCUGCCAACCUGCCCAGUCUGAAGGCGGAGAACAAAGGCAACGACCCCAACGUCACGCUCGUUCCCAAAGACGGCACAGGAUGGGCAAGCAAGCAGGAACAAGCAGACCCAAAGAGUACCGAUGCAUUGUCAGCACCGCAGCCGGAGUUGCAGCAGCCUGUGGCUUCACAGACGCCUGCACCGACCCAGUCGAGAACCCCGCCAGCUCAACCGGUAGUGCAAGAGGCCCCAGUUACAGCUUCGGCCGCAGGGGCAAGGUCUUGGGCUCAGGCCAGUGUUACACUUGGAGCGCAAGGGGAUGGUGGAAAGGGAUCAAACCAACUGUCGCCAUUCUCUCGCGAGGAAUUUCCCACCCUGCAAGCGGCUGGCGACCAGGACAGAGUUGGCAGAGAACAGGCCACUGCCGAUCAGUGGUAUGGGCCCGGACCAAGCCUCCGCCCCCAGAACGUGACGAGUUGGCGGGACGGUGGGGGCCGAGCACUGGCGCCCACCCCGGCUGGGGAGGGGGUGGGGGUGGCGGAGGCUGGUGCUGGGGCCCUGGUGAUGGAGGGGGCCACGGGGGCACCUCCCCUCCAGCAGCCCAACCCCUCGUCCCACGGGCCGCCUAGGAACCCCCCGGCCGGCAGCCCCGCCCUGCCCCUGCCCCAGCCUCCUGUCGGAGCCCAGUUCCCUGCCUACCGUGGAAUCAUGCCUCCCUUCAUGUACCCACCGUACCUGCCCUUCCCUCCACCGUACGGCCCCCAGGGGCCCUACAGGUACCCACCGCCCAACGAGGCGCCCAGAUUCGCACGUGGUCAGGGUGGGCCAGGCCCUGAUGGAAGGCCCCCUGGAGGGCCCCGGGGCGGUGGGGAUGUGGUGAAGCGCCCCUCCAUCCUCAAGCAGGACGACCUGAAGGAGCUGGACGAGUUGGACCACGAUGGAGACGAGGGCUGGGCAGGGGCCCACGAGGAGAUCGACUACUCCGCCAAGCUGAAGUUCAGCGAUGACGAAGGAGAGGAGGACGGUGAAGAGGAGAGGAGUGAGAGCAGGAAUGGCACUCGAGAGCCGCAGCAGCGUGCUCAGGACGGCCCUGCCCCGACCUCACGCUCCCGAGCGUCCGACAGCGGAGGGGACCCCCGCCGCACCCCCCCAGCCUCCGCCGCAGACAGCCCCACACCCCCCUCCAGCAAGCCAGGCUGGGCCGAGGAGGGAGGUGGCAGCUGGGCCGGACAAGGCAACGCCGGACCCUACCAGGGCCGUAGGUCUGGACUGGGUGGCCCUCGGGAGCAGCCCUCCCCCCCACCAGGGCCUCUCCUCGGACAGGGGCCUUACUCCUACUACCGACAGGACCGCUCGUCCAAUCAGACAGGCUCUCCUGGUCCUGCCCCUCUGGUUGGCCAGAAGCCCCCAGGUGGCCAUCAGGGCAGUGGCAGUAGCGGCGGCGGCCCCACUCCUCCCCCCUCUGGCGGCCUCCUGCCGGUGCCGGGGGCGGGCGAAGACGAGGACGAGACGUGGCGCCAGCGGCGGAAGCAGUCCUCCACGGAGAUCUCGGCCGCCGUGGAGCGCGCGCGCCGCCGCCGCGAGGAAGAGGAGCGGCGCAUGGAGGAAGAGCGCCGGGCGGCCUGCGCCGAGAAGCUCAAGCGCCUCGACCAGAAGCAGCAGCAGCAGCAGCAGCAGACCGUCAAGCCAGACGGCUCGGUUGCGGCGGCCCCCGCUGCCCCUGCCAGCAGCCCCAGCCCCUCGCUCUCGGCCUCCUCGCCCAACGUCAGCCAGCCCCCCUCACCCUGCGUGGACCCCGAGGAGCCCCCGCUGUCCUCUGUACAGGCCGGCUCCACUGCCGGCAGUAACCGACAGAGGGCUGGCAGCAGCAGCAGCUACGACUCCAACACAGAGAGCCAGCCUGGUCCUCCACCACCAGUGUCCCAGCAGCAGCAGCCGCAGCAGCAGCAGCAGCAACAACAACCACCACAGCUGCCUCCACAGAAGCUUCUGGAGAUCACAGGGCCUGGUGACAACAAAGAGGACUCCCAGGGUGUGCCUCAUGCCCGCAGUGGAAGAGGUGGAGGAGAGGAUUCUGGGAAAGUGGAGAGCAUGGGGAGUGGCGCGGGUCGGCAGCCCAGCGGUCCUCCUGGUCAGGGCUACUCUAAAUACCAGAAGUCACUGCCACCUCGCUUCCAGAGGCAGCAGCAGGAGCAGCUCAUGAAACAGCAGCAGCAGUGGCAGCAGCAGCAGCAGCAGCACAGCCAGGCUGCCCAGGGCCAGCUGCAGCCCCAGCAACAGGCUCCUCCGCAGGGCCCCGGGGCCCAGGGGAACGCGCCGCAGGGCGGCCCCAAGCAGGGUGGACCGCCGCUGUACCAGCCCGGCUCCAUGGGUCGACCGCACGCGCCGCCCCUGCCCAUGAACUUUGACCCCCGCUGGAUGAUGAUGCCCUACAUGGACCCCAGGAUGAUGCAGGGUCGCCCUCCACCCAUGGACUACUACCCACCCAACAUGCACCCUUCUGGGCUCAUGGGACGAGAGCGUUCUGACUCCGGAGGUUCUGGGUCGGACCCGUUUGACCGGCAGCAGCAACAGCAGCAGCAGCAGCAGCAGCAGCAUGGUGGACCCCCUCAUCCUCACCGCGGGACACCCCCCAUGGAUCCGAAGCUGGCCUGGGGGCCCGAGGUGUUCCCCAGCGGAGGAGGAGGAGGAGGAGAAGGCCGAGGACUGAGCUCCCCGCUGAGGCAGAAGCAGGCCCUGGAUGAGGAGGACAGCAUGGGCAAGGGGCCAAGGAGCGACACUCCUCCCGUCCGUGGCAGGGAUGGCGCAUCUGGGCCCAUACAGCAACCCGGCGUCUCUCCCAACUCUCCCUCUGGCUCGUCCAAUCAGACGCCUCCGCCCGUGGGCUCCCAGGUGGGCGGCCCCCACCAUCAGCCCUUCAUGGGCGGCAGGGGAAACUACAGCGGCUUCCCCGACGGUGGAUCCCGAAUGGCUGCGCACCAACAGCAGCAGCAGCAGAGGGGUAACAGUGGAGGCUCCCUGCACGGCUUCAGUCAUCAGGAUGAGGGCCCACCUCGUGGGGGUCAGCAGCAGGGUCAGAUCUGGGGGGCUCCGCACCCCCACUACGACCGCAACGGCCGCGCAGACCUCUCCCCUCUGGAACAGAACAGCGGCCACCUCCAGCAGCAGCAGCAGCAGCAGCAGCAGCAUCAUCACCACCCCGGGCACCACCCUCACUUCUCCCUGUACCCCCACAAGCAGGAGAACGGGCGCGGCGAGCGCGGAGGGGACUCCAAGAAGAGCAACCCCUCGCCCCCGCUCCACCAGCCGUCCCUCUCCUCCUCCUGCUCCUCCUCGUCCUCGUCCUCCUCAGCCAGGGAGGACGGCAGUGGGAAGCAGCAGCAGCAGCAGCAGCCCCAACAGCAACCCCAACAUCAGCAUCAGCAACCGCAGGCCACACAACCAGAGCAUGACUCCACGGUUGGGCAUGGUGGCGGUGGUGGCGGUGGUGGAGGUGGUGGUGGCCGGAAAGGGGAUAAGAUGCCCAAUGCCCACUUCUCUCAGUCCCAGCAUGCUCAGCAACAGCAGCAGCACCCCAAAGGCGGCCAGCGUGAGCGCCGCGACCACAAGACGGAGACGCAGUGGGGCCCGCGGCCAGGAAGCAGUGCGCCGGGCGGAGGAGGUUCCCAGCACGGAAGAAAGGGAAACGCUGGACCCGGCGCCAACACGGGAGGGGAGGACUCUGCCGACGGCAAGUCAUCUGCGCAGGCAGGGGGCGCCAACUUCAACAAGAGGGCAGGCCCGAUCAAGAGGCCAGUGCUGAAGGAGAUGAAGAGGGAGGGCGGAGAAGGGGAAGGCGGGGAGAAGACCGCCGGAGGACCAGGGAAAGACAAGGAGCAAGAUGGCGGCCCGUCAGCAAACAAGCAGGAUCCAGCCAGCAACUCCCAGACGUCAUCCGGCAACUCCGGCAAGGACGAAUCUGGCCCAGGCGGCAAGCCCAGGAACGGCGGCGGUAAAGAGCGCGCUCCCGGAGGCAAGGGCCCCAAAGACGGCGACGGCUCGGCCCCCGGCCAGGGAGGCUCUGCUCCGCCCUCCAGAAGGGACCGCGAGCGCUCGCACGAGGGAGUCGGCGGUGGCGGCGCGUUCCACCCCUCAGCCUCCAGGGGCAGUCGGGCGCCCCGUGCCCGCGGCGAGUUCUACGGACGCGGACGCGGCUACCGGGGCUCCUACGCGGGCGGCGGAGGUGGUGGCAGCAGCAGGGGCCGAGCGGGCGGCAGAAGCAGCCGAGACUUCCGGGCGUCGGGCAACAGCGGCUACCACCAGGAGUACAACAAAAACGACGGGCCGUCUGGCGGAGGCGGCGGAGGCGGCGGCGGCGGCGGCGGCAGACACGGGCAGCUGAGCUCUCAGCACAACCCGGCGCGCGCCCGCAACCGCAGCGAGACGCGCAGCGAGGGCUCCGAGUACGAGGAGAUCCCCAAGCGCAGGAGGCAGCGCGGCUCCGAGACGGGCAGCGAGAGCGGCGCCAGCGAGCACUCGGAGAAGGAGGAGCAGCAGCAGCCGACGACGCAGCAGCAGCAGCAGCAGCAGCGCAAGCCCAGCGCCAAGAACGGCACCGCCCCCGAGAACGCCCCCUCCGGCGGCGGGCAGUCAGGCCCACCCAGGAGCUCGCAGGCCCGGGUGUUCACCCCGCGAGGAGUGCCCUCCCGUCGGGGCCGUGGGGGAGGAGGCGCCGUAGGAGGGAUGUACCGCAGCGGUGGUGGAGGGGGAGGCAUGGCCGGAGGUCACCGUUCGGCCGCUGGGUCGGCAUCCGCUCACAGCUGGACAGCCAAGUCCUCGGCGACCGUCCGCAAGCAGCAGGCUCCUGCCAACCCCUCGCCCCCUAAAGACUCAGGUCGCACCGGCGGGGGAGACAAGAAGGAGAAAGCCGGCGGCGGUGGUGGAGGUGAGAACCAGUCUCAGAGUCAGGCCGCCAACCCGGUUCAGUCAGGACCGGCUGCCACCGCGGUGCCCCCUACGCAGACCUCCACCGAGAACGGAGGCGUCGCGGGUCAACCUCCGUCGGCCAACCCCGCCGCCAACUCCACGGGGACCCCGCCCCAGUCGCUCCAGGGUCAGGACGGCCGCGGAACGUUCCCGCCGCGGAACUUUGAGCGGCCGCCUCGACGCCGUCGCCACGGUCGCUCGCAGCAUCAGCAGGACAAGCCGCCCCGUUUCCGCCGGCUCAAGCAGGAGCGGGAGAAUGCCGCGCGCAUCAACGGAAGCACCGGGCAACACCGCUCCUCCUCGCCCGCCGAGACAGACGGCCCCGGCAACCCCAACGCCGCCGUUCCCAACGCUAACCACAACAACUCCACGACCACCAACGCCACCACCAACAACAGCGGCAGCGGCCAUGUUGGAGGGGGUGGUGGUGGUGGCGGCAGCAGCCUGAACUUAAACAGCCACCACCACCAUCACUACAACCAGAGCAACGCGUCUCAGAACCACCCUCAGCACCGACACAACCACAACCCGGCCGGGGGCGCCAAGUCCCCCGACGUCUCCAACCAGAACUCCGACCACGCCAACGAGGAGUGGGAGACCGCCUCGGAGAGCAGUGACUUCACCGAAUUCCGCGAGCGAGAGGCAGGAGGAGGAGGUGGCGGCGGAGGCGGCAAGUCAUACCCCUCCCACCACCACCACCACCACCACCAGCACCACCCUCCAGGGCGCGGUGGAGGAGGUGGUGGUGGCGAGCGAGACCUGUCCUCCAAAGAGGCAGCCGCAAACAAGAGGAGCUUCUCCAGCCAGCGGCCCGGCAUGGAUCGGCAGAACCGGCGGGUUGGAGCUGGCGGCGGCGGUGGAGGAGGUCGAGGCCCCCGUGGGCCACCCGGCGGUGGUGGGGGAGGAGGGGGAGGAAUGGGAGGGGCGGGCAACGGAGGAGCCAGCCGUGGCGAGAGGCGCGGCAACUGGCCCUCCCCUAAAAACAGGAAGUAAAUUUUUUGUUUUGUUUUUGUUAUUUUUGUUUUGUUUUGGAGAAUUUUUGGAAACAUUUCAAAUGCAUCCUGUGUCUCUUCCCCUUUCCUAUCCACAUAUCUUUCAGCCCCCUUUCGUCUCCAUCAACUCACUGUUGUUUUUCUGUCCUCAACCCUAACAUGCUAGCACAUUAUUGUACAAUACAUAGUGACGGAGACCGUGUACUCAUUCAUUCUUAAACCCUACCUGCCCCUUCUCUGUGUUGCUUUCUUUCACUGCUGUCUCCUCCCAACCCUUUUGUAGAUCCAUGCUCUGCUCUCCCCCUUUCCCGCGCCCCCUACACCAAUCACCCCACCCCCACCACACCCCAACCUACCCCCUCUCUGGCCUGGCUCUUGAUUAGAUUUUACAGACACUUCAUUUUAAAACUCGAGCAUCUGUUGACUGAAGCUCCAAACGUUCAAACGAGAUCCACAACAGUCGCACGUUUGCAUUUAACAAGCACAAGAUUGCAUUGAACCCAGUCCAGUGAGAGUGCCGGGCCCGCGUCGGAGGGAGGCGGCUGGACAAGGCUCAGCUCAGAUACCCGAAGAUGGGGUCGAAGGCCACGAUGAACUUUUGUAUUGUUACCACAGGGUGGACCGAGGUAAUCAAACUGGCAGGGGAGUGGGUGGGGGGGUGCAGACCUGCCGAAUUUUUCUCUACAAGAGUGGUUGGGAAAUGGAGGUUACCGUUUUAUCGCGAACAAUUGUACCAUAGGCCUGUUCUGUUUGUCUCCCCUUAUGUUGUGGGGUAUUCUUUAUUAUUUUUUUCUUCCUACCCUCCUGUGUUCAUGUUCUUUUUCUUUCCACCCUUAGAAGAGUUAGGGCUGUGUACUUAUUUCUCUUCUUUUCUGCAAGGCAGAUCAUUUAUUAAAAAAUACCUUUUUAUACAAACCCAGCCCUUUCUCCCCUUUAUUUUUGUUUUUGUUUUGGGUCUUCAACAAGUACAUCAUUACUUACUGUGACUACCAACCCCACAAAGAACUACUGCUCACUUCCCCACUCACACUGAUUCUGUCUCUAACGUCAACGUCCUCGCUGCUCAGUCCUACAAAUAUGCGGUGUGAUUUUCUCUUUUUAAGGUUUGGGGGAGACUCCUCUGGUGUUUAUGUUUUGACUGAUGAAGGCUGUUUUUUUUUUGUUUUGUUUUGUUUUUUUGUUUGUUUGUUUGUUUUUUCCUUUUUUUGCCAGCCUCAGCGUAGCACUCUAGUAUUUUCUUGACACAAACAUUUGACUACACUUUCAUUCAACGAGGAAAUGUCUUGUCCUCGAGCGAUGGCAUGCAAAAAAGGUGACUGAAUUGAUGGCUUAUAAGGCUUUAAGAGUUUUUUUUUUUCCUCUCUUAAGACUCAUUUUCCGAGGCAGUUUCCCCCCCGUUUUCUUUCAGUCUCUUAAUCUCGAUCUCUUUUUUUCUUAAAUUGUUUGUGGUCUUCGGAGAAUGGGUCUCAAGUAUUCCUGUCAAUAUUGUUAUGAUUAGAUACAUGCAGAUUUUAUUUGUUAUCCAUAACAGCUUAAUAGUAAGCACUCCUAGAAUAAAGCAAACUGUUAUGGUGUUUCUUUGGGGGGCGGGGGUUCCUCCCUGCCCCUCUAACCCCCCCUCCUCGCUCCCCCUUAAUGCAUGCCCUCACGAUGUUGGAUAGUGCAGCAGGUGUCAUAACCCCUCUCUGCAGGGGCCAGAGAACUGCAGGCCACUGUUGCUGUUGAGUGUUUUUGGCUCGGCCGUUGUGUACAUAUAAUACGGAAGGAAGAGGAGGAGGUGGCUCUCUGCUUGGGUGACGUGGCUCCUGCCAUAAGUGUCUACAGGGUGAACAAAACGGCUAUGUUUAAAGAAAACAAACAAACAAAAAAAACUUUCCACCAAGUGUUUCAUAUUCCAUAGUCUUCAACUUCAUGGGCCUGCUGUGGAAGUUCAGCAGAUGUGAAAGUUCUCUCUCUAUAUUAUAUAUCCUCAAAACUGACCCUUUUUCUGUUCUUUUCCUUUAUUGAUGAAAUUUGCCUACUUUCCUGUGAGUGUUACGGAGCUGUUCAAGGGACGUUGAUGAAACCCAAAUGUUGACAAAAAAAAAAAAAAAAAAAAAAAAACACUGACAUACUUCUACACGGUAACUCCGCCUUAGGGCUCAGCCCAGAGGAUUUCCAAAAUCCAAAAGGGCAUCAUAAAGAAUUGAGAAUCCUUUUUUUUUUUUUUUUUUUUUGCUUUGUUCCUCAAAAUUGUAUCAAUAUCUCACUGCUGUAAGUUGGGGUUUGUCUGUGUACUGGAGCUUCUGUGACGUCGAGUAGGGUUUACGAAUGAGUGUGCGCAUGGGCAGUUUUCUCAACUCGUGUGACGUUUCCCCCUCGUCAAUGCAGAGGUCGUAUGCACACGUUUAAAUAUGUUCUUUUGUUUCUGCCAUAUUAGGAUACAAUUGUACCACUCACCUUUGCAUACAUUCACGUAUAUACAUUGAAGUGUGUGUAUAUGUUUAUCCAGAUGAAGUACUUGCCGUGGGGUAACUUAGCCAGUCGUUGGUCAUCAAGGAUUCCCCCCUCAUUUUAUACAUUACGGAUAGAAUACAAAAUGGGGUGGGUAUCUAUUUUCCUUUUUAACACUGUUUUACCAUGCAUGAACACAUCUAUGGAUGCAGCAGCUUAAGGAGCCUGUCAUACAUUGGUAGCCAUAUUACUCGGGGUGGGGUGGGGGGGCUCUUAACUGAUUCCUUCAUCCCUCGUUAACUUUUAUCUAUUGACGUGGUCAUAUUGUAUGUACCCAUGUUUAAAUAAAAAAGUAAAAUAAAAUAAAAAUGUAUUCCUUGAAAUACUCCAAGAUUGUACUAUAUUUCCAGCAUUACCAAGGUACCCUGGAGUGGUUGAAGCUGUUAGGCUAUAACUGGUUUAUUAUUGGAACCGUAAUAUACACACAUGUAUGUAUAUUGGUAUGUAUCUAAGUUUGUCUACCCCAACUUACAUUCCCACAAACAAAUGUUGCCAUUUUAAGUUCAAGGGAGCAAUGUACAAGCAGAGAAGUGUCUUAUUAUAAUAAAAGUAUACAAAGAAAAAAGUUAAUAAAUUUUUGUUUUACUGGAAGAA
Messenger RNA from Sardina pilchardus (European sardine), 9396 nucleotides. It is a transcript of the gene prrc2a, whose product is annotated as proline-rich coiled-coil 2A. The record is from RefSeq and is a predicted model, not a curated record. NCBI's taxonomy places the organism in Eukaryota, Metazoa, Chordata, Actinopteri, Clupeiformes, Clupeidae. Gene Ontology annotation, biological process: cell differentiation. The transcript has 19 exons. The coding region runs from base 197 to 6310 and encodes 2037 amino acids.